Messenger RNA from Striga hermonthica, 864 nucleotides. The record is from the annotation of a GenBank genome assembly. NCBI's taxonomy places the organism in Eukaryota, Viridiplantae, Streptophyta, Magnoliopsida, Lamiales, Orobanchaceae.
AUGGCGGAGCACCUUGCUUCCAUAUUCGGCACCGAGAAGGACCGUGUCAACUGCCCCUUCUACUUCAAGAUCGGCGCCUGCCGCCACGGCGACCGCUGCUCCCGCCUCCAUAACCGCCCGACCAUCUCCCCGACCCUCCUACUCUCCAACAUGUACCAGCGGCCCGACAUGAUCACCCCCGGCGUCGACCCUCAGGGCCAGCCCCUCGAACCCCGCCAGAUCCAGGAACACUUCGAGGACUUCUUCGAGGACAUCUACGAGGAGCUUCGAAAGUUCGGCGAGAUCGAGAGCCUCAACGUCUGCGACAACCUCGCUGACCACAUGAUCGGCAACGUCUACGCCCAGUUCAAGGAGGAGGACCAGGCCGCAGCCGCACUUGCCGCCCUCCAGGGCCGGUUCUACUCCGGCCGACCCAUCAUCGCCGAUUUUUCCCCCGUCACCGACUUCCGGGAAGCCACCUGCCGCCAGUACGAGGAGAACAGCUGCAACCGCGGAGGCUACUGCAACUUCAUGCACGUCAAGAUGAUCGGCCGGGAGCUGAGGAGGAAGCUCUUCGGACGCAACAACCACCAUGGGAGGUACUGGGGGACCCGCAGCCGGAGCCGGAGUGCCAGUCCACAUUCGAAUCACCACAGGCGGGAUAGAGACAGGGAUCGGGACAGGGACAGGGACAGGGACAGGGAUUACGAGAGGCGGGACAACCGAGGUGGCGGCAGGAGGUCUGGAGGGGACAGGCAUGGUGGGGGAAGGUACGAGGGUGAGAGGAAGAGGCAGAGGAGCAGAAGCCCUGUGAGGGAAGGGAGUGAGGAACGGAGGGCAAGGAUUGAGCAGUGGAAUCGGGAGAGGGAGGAGAAGGGGAAGUAA